Messenger RNA from Acanthochromis polyacanthus (spiny chromis), 7084 nucleotides. Its product is annotated as protein Shroom2-like. The record is from RefSeq and is a predicted model, not a curated record. Gene Ontology annotation, cellular component: cortical actin cytoskeleton; apical junction complex; adherens junction. Bases 861 to 5666 code for a protein of 1601 amino acids. Gene Ontology annotation, molecular function: actin filament binding. NCBI's taxonomy places the organism in Eukaryota, Metazoa, Chordata, Actinopteri, Pomacentridae. Gene Ontology annotation, biological process: actin filament organization. The transcript is spliced from 12 exons.
AUUAGUCAAAGAAAAGAAGUUAACUGGAUUCAGGUCUGUUGUUGGUACUCUAAAUCAUAGUUAGCUUAGGUUUAACUUCAUCUUCUGUUUUAUUGUGUUAUGGCUACACAUUGUCAUAUCUUUGGUUAAAAAAUAAUAUAUAUAUAUUUAAUUAAUAGCUUAUUUUUCUUACCUUUAUGUAUUUCAACGGUGUCAUACUUCGUCCUAGUGCUACAACCCAUGAUUGUUUUUGUUGUUGAUCAGUCUUAGUUAUUUUCCCAGUCAUACAACGACUUGUUUUAUUCUAGAAAAUGUUGGUUUUGUGUGACAGACAUUUUAAAACCCAGAUUUACUCAUUCAGUAUCACAGUUGACAAGCAAAUAUGCACAUUUCAGGGGCAGAAACAGAUAAACGUUUGACAAAAAUGAGACUAGACAUGACCACUAAUAGACUUGAACUGACCAAAUAAACAGAAAACAACCACAAAGAGGUGACAAGUUACUCUUAAUCGUCUUAAAAUGACCAAAGAAACUAUAUGACAAAACUUAUGACAAAUAGACAACAAACAACCACAAAGAGGCAAGAACAGAUCAAAGAAACUGAAAGCAACCAUAGAGAGAUGAGAAAUUACUUCAAAUAAACUACAAAUUACCAUAAGAAGACUAGAAAUGACCACUAAUAGACUUGAACUGACCAAAAAAACUGAAAAUUGUCAAAGACAGAUGAGAAAUUAUGGAAAAUACAAUAAAAAUGACGACAAACAGGUGAGAAAUGACUCCUAAUAGACUAAAAAUGGCCUUAAAUAGACUAGAAUUGUCCACAAACGGACUAGAAUGUACUGAAACUCAUCAGCAGUGAAUAGAAAUUGUACGAAACGCUCCAUGUUUCCAGAGGGAGCCGAUGUUGAUGGAGCCCGCCGACCCGGAGGCGUCAUGGAUGCCGUGGACGAUGACCUGAGGAUGAGGUGGUUGAUGGAGGUGGACGGGUGGAGAGGGCAGGAGGAUGAGGAGGAGCUGGUGGAGGUGCUGCUGAGAGGCAAAUCCCCCUGGGGCUUCACCCUGAGGGGGGGCACCGAGCACCGAGAGCCCCUGGUCAUCACCAAGGUGGAGGAGGGCAGUGUGGCAGCGGCGGUCCGUCUCCAGGCCGGUGAUGAGAUGGUGAGCGUGAAUGCAGUUCCCCUCAGCGGCUCUCGUCAGGAGGCCAUCUGCCUGGUGAAGAGCUCCCACAAGACCCUGACGCUGGUGGUCCGAAGAGCUAAAAUGGUUGACGUUGUGUCACCACGUACAAUGCCGUCAGAAACCGAUGUGGCGAGGAGCUUUCUCACCAAGAUUUUGCGAAGCUCCAUGAGGAAGAACCGCUUCAAGGGGAAGAAUGAUCCAGGCUUGCGGCCCCAUUCCUGGCACUCCUCCAAGCUGACAGAAGAGGACUCCGAGCCGGCCGGGAGAGAGGCCGCCCCAGCACCAGUCUGGCAGCCAAAACAUGAAGCAAGGCCCAAAGAGUCAGCCGCUCAAGGGGACCAGAACACCCAGCAUCAGCUAACCAGUCAGUUCAGCUCAGUGAAAAACAUGGAGAGACUGGAGCGUCCCUCCCAUCCCUACUCACCAGCUCGUCUUUCCCCAACUAAAUACAUCAGCAGUGCUGAGCCGCUCUCUGGACCAGGAGGCAAAAGAGACACUGGGGUCAGCUGCUUCUCCAGCGGUUCCAGCCCUCCUGUUCUUGACCCCAGCACACCUGGUCGGAAGGGAACCAGCACCGAGAACAUUUUCUUCAAAGGCCUUCAGAGUGAAGGACCUCAGCAGACUGAGCGUCCCAGGUACCUGCAGCCAGCACUGGGGAACGGAGGCUGGGAGGGGUCAAGGGCAGAGGAUCAGCCUGCUUCUCGGGUUUCCUUUCCAGGGAGGCCAAGCAUUGGUCCAGUGUGGCAGGUACCAGAGAAGAAAAAGUCCCAGUCACCUCCUCCUCCACCUCCUCCCCUACGCAGUGACAGUUUUGCAGCCACAAAGGUGUUUCCUUACUCUGAAGGGCCCAGUGGUCCAGCAAAGAGCCAUGGCAGAUCAAGUGAAAAACUGACAGAAACCAACAACCACAAUGGCCUCAGGUCUCACCAGGAUAAACCCUCAGAGGUCAGACGUAGCUUCAACCCUUUGCCCACCAAAGACUUUCACCAUCCCAGCACGGCAGCUGACCACAACCAUAACCAGCUGCACCCCAACAAACUCUUCUCUUUAUCCAGCAACGACGUCAGACAGUCUCAUUACAGCCAACUUCCUGCCCACCAGAGGCAGUACAGUGACGAAAGCCCCUUCUACUUGCAGACAAGAACAGCUCCUCCCACUAAGACUCAAAGCGUAGGAAGCUACUACCGCAGCCUCCAGGAUCUGCCCACAAACGCUUUCAGUCGCAAACAGAUACGAAACUCUACAGCAUCCAUGACGAGUUUUGUUGCAAACCCAAACCUGGAGAGUGGGAGGCACAACAGAUACUGGCAAGGCCUAAGUAAGCAUUCGGUUCAGACUGCUGAGCACAAAGCCUGGCAGGGCAAAUCAGAGGGCUGGAGGGGGGAAACAGAGAAACCCCUUUGGGUAAACAGCAACGAAGCAGGCUUUUCAAGUUCCAUGAAGACAAACGUUAAGGGAAAGUACUCUCUACCUCAGUCCCAGAUGCCUUACUGCGAAAAUAAGGAGCGCAAUGGUCAUUCUCAUUUGGGGAAUGGUCUAUACUACGACCACCAGGCUUCUGAAUGUUCUGUUCAAAGCCGAAGCCCAGAGGACACUGCAAAAAGAGGCGAAGGACAUUCUAAUGACAUGAAAAGACACUACUCAACACAUCAAAGUAGUGAUCAUAAGAUUAAUAUUUCAAGGCACCAGGACCCCUGGGUACCUCAAGAAGAUAACAGAAUAUCCCCCCUGAAGACGCCCCUUCUUCACUCCCUGGCCCAAGAAAGUAGGGGUCUGUCAGAGAGGCAACCAUCAGCCUCCACCACAAGUGUGAUGCCCACCCAGGACCCCGGUGACACCAUGGCUGCCAGCAAUGGAAAAGCAAAUCGCCGCAGUGACCGCUAUGCCACCACCCUCCGCAAGGAGAUCCAACAGAAGCGAGCCCAGCUGCAAAAGAGCCGCAGUGCUGCAACCCUGACUUGUGAUGCAGAAGAUGAAGAAGCAGAGGAGUGGAGAUCAAUGGAGACAUCUACAUCUUCUGGUGUCUCCUUCUCAAAUACCUACAAGGACCACUUAAAAGAAGCACAAGCCAGGGUGCUCCAGGCCACCUCCUUCCAGAGACGGGACUUGGAGCCUCUGGGACCAGAGGCACCGGUACUUAAAACCAACGGACGCAUCAGAGGACGUAAGCGGUUCCACCUGGCAAAGAGGACGCACUCCUUUUCAGAGCCUGACAAGAUAGACAAAGUGGGAGUGGAGGGGGAGUCCCAGACAGGCUCAUUUGGUGAACGAAGGAAGUUGUUUGAGGCCAAACCGGCCUUCUCGAGGCCUGUGCUGAAGUUGGGUCAGAACUUGAACACAGAUCUCGAUGAGACAGGCAAACCCAAAGAGAGCUCUCCUCCCAGAGAGCCAGAGGAGACUAACCCAUCCACAGACCCCAACCACCUCAGUCCUGGACAUGUGUUACUGGAGCAGCAGAGGCUCGGGACCUUCGCUGAGUAUCAGGCCACAUGGAACAAGCAGAAGAAGUCAUUGGAAGCCAAGACGCAAGGGAGAUAUCACUCAGCGGAGAACAUCUUAGAUGCAGGUGCUGAAGAGAAGGCCAUCUGCAUCCAUGAGAGAUCCAGAUCUUCUCCUUCUGCUGACUUCUGUACACAGAAUAUUCCUUCUCCAUGGAGGGACCCUCAGGCCCAGCAGAGCAGUUUGUCUUUUUUGACCUCCAGAGGGAAGGCGGAGAGCCGGCUGUGGUGUGAUCCCGACCACAGCCCACAGUUGCUCCCGUCGCUCCCCAGAAACGAUGGCCUCGUCCCAGGCCUCUCCGACCACAGGACCAAACCGGACGCAGCCAGUCCCUCCCACCCCACACUCUCCUCUGGGCCUCGCAGCCUCAGCCCCAGCCCUGGCUCCGAGCUCCCGGCCCAGCCUCCGCAAACCAAGAGCCUGCUGCCGCCACCCAGGCCCCAUUUAGGCCCAGAAACCACAUCCUUGUCCCAGGAAUUCCUCGCUGGCGCCCAGGCAAACCCGGCGGCUCUCCAGCCUCCGUCCGGCUCUGCCUCCGACGCCCAGCACCAUGGUGCUGCCCGGGCCUCCUCCUCCGGCCCCACCCCGGCCAGCUCUCCUCACCUCAGCGGGACGCCCGGACCAGACAUGAGUAAAGGAGGCAAUGAGGAGGAGAAGGAGAAGGAGCCGCCACCUUCCUGUUCCUCAUCCCCAUUUCCUACCUGCACGGCCGCUCUGACGCUUCCCUCGGCGGAUGGAGUUCGGUCUCCGUCGCCACAGUUCGCGCCACUGAGGCUGACCGACAAACCACCCACCGUGUCCGUGCAGGACGAGUCAGCGCUCAGGUCAGAAAAUGAACCGGUGAUGGAGGUGAGCAGUCCGGUGAGGAAAGUCCCGGUGAAGAUCGUCCACGCCGAGAGCAGCUCUGAGCGGGAAGGUCGGGCCUACCUGCCUCAGAGCAGCGACACCGGCAGCAUCUUCCAGCCUCCGUCACAAAUCCCCUCCCUGAGCAUCUCCGAGCGCCCGGCCUCAUCCCUGUUCAGCGCUUACACCCGCCAGGCUCCGGCACCGGCCCAGGAACCCGGCUCACCAGGGGCCCAACGCUCAGAGGAAGACGCCAAGAGGGAGGAGCUAGCGAGGGACAUCAUGGGCAAAGACAAGUCCCUGGUGGACAUCCUGGACCAGAGUGGCAGGAAGACCACCAUGGACCUGAUGGAGGGACUCUUCCCUACAGAGGAGCAGAUCCUGGAGGGGGCCCAGCAGCGCAGGAGGGCCUCUGCUGGCUCCAGGCUGCCCACCUCAUCCCCCAGGAGGGAGGAGGAGGAGGUGUCUGCAUCAGCGGCUGCCUCUCUGGUUCCCAGCUCCUCCUACUACAACACAUCAGCUCCCAAAGCUGAGCUCCUCAUCAAGAUGAAGGACAUGCAGGAGCAGCUGGAGGACCAGGACUCCGAGGAUGAGCUGGAUGUCGACCUGGCCAGUAAAAAGCAAGAGCUGAUCUCCAGCCUGGCGAGGAAGCUGGAGGUGCUGCGGGAGGCAAGACAGAGCCUGCAGGAGGACGUGGAGGACAACGAGGCUCUGGGCCGGGAGGUGGAGGCCACCGUGCAGCGACUCUGUCAGCCCAACCAGCUCGAUAAGUUCCGCAUGUUUGUGGGCGACCUGGACAAGGUGGUGAGCCUGCUGCUGUCGCUGUCAGGGCGGCUCGCCCGGGUGGAGAACGCCCUCAACAGCCUGGAGGACGAGGCACCGCCGGAGGAGAAGCGAACCCUGACAGAAAAGCGGAAGCUGCUGAUGCGGCAGCACGAAGACGCCAAGGAGCUGAAGGAGAAUCUGGACCGCCGCGAGCAUCUGGUUUCCGGCGUCAUGGAGGCUCACCUGGACGCCGAGAGCCUGGACGACUACAGACACUUCGUCAAGAUGAAGUCGGCCCUCAUCAUCGAGCAGCGCAAACUGGAGGACAAGAUCAAACUGGGCGAGGAGCAGCUGAAGUGCCUGGUGGACAGUCUGCCCCUGGAGCAGAGGCCACCGCUCUGAUGAGUUCACCUGAAAACGCAUCCACAUGAUGGGUAAAGCUUUGGACACCAGAAGGCUGGAGGAGAGCCGAGACAUGUAGCAUUUUUAACCUAAAUCGUCUUGUUAAGUUGUGUAUUUGUAAUGCUGGUGGUAUUGCUGUCGUUUGUCACCAGUUAAUGUGUGGCUUUUCAACCAAAUAGAAGCGAGGAACUAAGUCAGAGGAUUUAGACCGGCAAUAAUUUUAAAAAACGAUGGCGUCUUUGAGGCCCGAUUUUUUUUUUUUAAUCAUAACUAGACACGAACACAGAUGCUGUGUUGUCAUUUGUAUUUAACUGAUGUGAUUUGUCCAGAGUGUCCAAGAGAGUGUUUUGUUUUGUGCAGCUUAACAGAACUGAGCAACCUUUUAUCCUUUAGAUCUGCGGGUGAAGAUCCUCAAAGUUUCUGGUAAAAAAAAAAUAAGAAAAAGCUAAUAGUCCCAGAACUUUUUAAUCUUUAUCCGCACUGGAGGGGAUCAAGGCAGUAAUUUUGCUUCACCAGAAACUCUCAAACAGCUGGAAAAACAACGUCCUGCGUCUGUUUCAUGGAAUACAGCACAAAGUAAAUCGACUGUUGGAGAUUCUGACUUUGGUCGUCCCUUCACUUCAGUGUUUUUAGUCUCUUUUAUUAUUUAUGUUGUGUCACGAUCUCACUCCCUCGCUGAAUGUGGCUGAGCUUGUGAUUAAUUAUCAACCAUCAACACGUGUAUUUUAAAGUAAUAUUUUCUAGUAAUUUAUUGUAGCCUUUUUGAAACUUUACAUGGAGAAAGAAGUAAUUUAUUCUCACUCGUGACGUACCUUUUGUUUUCUAAUGAAGUUAAACGAACACGGUAUAAAUCUGUUUUAGGUUAUGAUGCUGUUACGAUCUUCUCAAACUAGACAUGAGGUUCCUUCUUAUACGACAGACUUCCUUUGUGUAGUGAAUUAUUCUACAAGAGCAGGUGUCACUUUGGCAUAUGAUAAAUAUCUAAUUUUGGAGUGCGACUUCGAGUUUUUUUUUUUUUGCUAGAAUAAGAAGCAAAUUUUACAGUAACCGGACUUUACUGUCAUGAAGACAAAGCUGACUUCUUCCAGCAGUUCAGACGUUGCUUUUACGGACAAUAAGACACGACGGAUGAUUCAUACGUGGUGCUCCGAUCCAAAAACACUGAAUAAUAUACGUUUUCUGCUACUGGAGUGGAAGACUGAGACACAGCCGGUGUUUCAGUGGAGGCUGAUGGGAAAGUUAGCACUUUACUCUCUGGUUUGGUCCUUUCAGGAGACUCUCUGCAUAUAUAUUUAUCUGAAGACGUGCCUACUGUAGCCUCCCACCGCUGUGAUCUCCGUGGACCGGUGUGCCGCCCACGCUUCAUGAAUGCAGUGCGCUCUUUCGCCAACUUGAAGGCAAUAAAAGGAUGAAGCUGA